GGGCCGCGGCCCCCGUCCCCUCCGCGUCCCAGCCGGCGUCGCGCCUCCCGGGGACCCCCGUGCGCCCGGGCCGCCGCCCCCGUCCCCUCCGCCUCCCAGCCGGCGUCGCGCCUCCCGGGGACCCCCGUGCGCCCGGGUCGCCGUCCCUGUGCCCGUCCCCGCCGGGCGAGCCACCGGCCGGGCGGGCGCGGGGCCGGACCGCCAUGGACCACAAGCCCCUGCUGCAGGACCGGCCGCCGCCUUACAACCUGGAGAGCGGCCAGGGCGACUACGCGUGCGGCCCGCACGGCUACGGCACCAUCCCCACCGCGCCCCCGCCGCCGCCUUACCCCUACCUCGUCACAGGGUUACCCACGCAGCAUCCCAGGGUCUACAACAUCCACAGCCGGGGCGUCACCCGCUACCCCGCCAAUUCCAUCGUGGUCGUCGGAGGCUGCCCGGUGUGCAGGGUCGGGGUGCUGGAGGACUGCUUUACCUUCCUGGGCAUCUUCUUGGCCAUCAUCCUGUUCCCCUUCGGGUUCAUCUGCUGCUUUGCCUUGAAGAAGCGGAGAUGCCCCAACUGUGGCGCCACCUUCGGCUAGAGGGCACGCCCCGGCUUCCUGGCCGGCUCUUUCCUAAUGUAAAUGUGUACAGUCGCUCAUUGAUGGAUGAAGCUUCGGGACUGUUGGGUCGGGCGAGGUGGGCUGGGGGAGGCACACGUGAGCCCGGGGCCCUGCUCCCAAGGCCCC
This is a messenger RNA of Ochotona princeps (American pika), 728 nucleotides long. RefSeq names its product brain protein I3 (gene BRI3). Bases 204 to 581 code for a protein of 125 amino acids. The transcript has 3 exons. Lineage: Eukaryota; Metazoa; Chordata; Mammalia; Lagomorpha; Ochotonidae. The record is from RefSeq and is a predicted model, not a curated record.